AUGACGACCACGAAUUUUCUCUCGUUACCUUACGAGAUCCGCAGCGAGAUCUACGCGCAAGCCUUUGGAAAGUCGAAUAAGGGUGUGCUGAGCACAAGUCGGCUGGACUCGGACGCCCUUCUAUUGUUGCCCACGCCAGAAGCAGGUCAGCAGUACUCUUGUCCUCGAAGCGGUCAGCUCUUGCGAGUGUGCAAAGCCAUCUACGAGGAAGCCAUCCCAAUACUAUACUCCCAAACCACGUUUCACACCAUGUCACAUCUUUUCGCCGGGAAAUUGCCAACUGCAUUUGCCACAGAGAACCACCCUUUCAGCGCAAACGUCAAGCAUCUGAUCUGGCAGGUCGAUUGUGAUAUGAUGAAGCAUUUGUAUGUGGAGGAUUUGCAGCUGAGGAAGGAGGAGUUCGUCAACCUGCAAACACUGGAGAUCCGCGCAAGGGCUGAGACGUGGCGGGACUCGUUUCUGGGAGAGGAGUGUGAUCGUGAGCGGUUCGUCAAGGGGCGCGAGCAGACCAUUCAAUACGCCAAGAUCCUGCGUGAGCUCAUGCGAGAUCCGGCUGACGAGGACGAGAUUGUUGAGGUGAUUGAGGACCGGACAUUCCUUGGCAGGGGAUGUGUGAGAGUGAGGCUCAACAGGAUAGGCGGUCGGUUGCGGUCGAGAAGGCCACUGUCUGCGAAUUGCUUGGCGAUCAUUCAGAGACUCAUCUUGGAGACCGAAGAGGCUCAACGACUGACCUGGUACCUACUCAGCACACCUCCACCUCACAAGAGGCAGAAGUCCACAGCGACCAAUGCCUCGUCGAGCGACGGUCCUGCAGACGUGCCUCCGCAGCCUAGAGCAGUGUUCGAUACGGCGCCUCCACCAUCUGCGCAACCUCCACCACCAAGAACGCAGGUCUCACUUGUUCCGCCACCAAGAACACCGCCUCAGAACUCUCGCAAGCGUCGCGCAUCGAACAGUCCCAAGUUCAACACGCUUCCGCCAGGCAUGACUCCAUCCAGACCCGAGCCUACUUCCAGCCUCUCCAUAUCGUCGUUACUCAGUGAAGACAGCGGCAAAAAGCGCACUGGCAGGACCAACACGCCAUGGACGGCGGCAGAAGAGCAAAGACUUAAGCAGAUGCGUGAUCUAGGCAACAGCUGGAGCGAUAUCGCCAAGGUCAACUACGACAACGUUCACCACGCAUUCCCUUCGAGGACGGAAGGAAGCGUAAAGAAACAUUGGUACAAGGACAUGCAUUACGCGGAGUUCGCCGAAGAUGAGUCAGUUGCUCUGCGAGACGCUAUACGCGAGUACGAAGCAAACAAGUGGAAAGCUAUCGGCCAGAAGCUCGGGAAGCCUGCCAAGGCUUGCGAGCAGUACGCGAAAGAGCAUUUCAAGAAUAUGUGA
This is a messenger RNA of Cyphellophora attinorum, 1386 nucleotides long. RefSeq lists its product as uncharacterized. The transcript has 6 exons. NCBI's taxonomy places the organism in Eukaryota, Fungi, Ascomycota, Eurotiomycetes, Chaetothyriales, Cyphellophoraceae. Bases 1 to 1386 code for a protein of 461 amino acids. The record is from RefSeq and is a predicted model, not a curated record.